Messenger RNA from Prunus armeniaca (apricot), 381 nucleotides. The record is from the annotation of a GenBank genome assembly. Lineage: Eukaryota; Viridiplantae; Streptophyta; Magnoliopsida; Rosales; Rosaceae.
AUGGAAUUUUGGUUAAAAGACGGAAUUGCCCCCGUCUCUCAGACACUCUCUCUCUCCCGCGCGUCCUUCUCUCUCUCCUCUGGUUCGCGACCGCCACCACAGCCGGCCACGUUUUGGCCGGCCGUUCAGUCAUCCGGCCACCACUCGGGUCGGGACCGGUCCCAAAAUGACCGGCCUGACUCCGCCGUCCUACCCCAGCCGGUUCUCACCGCCAGCCGCCGGGAUUUCGCCGGAAAAUCGAAGAAAACAGCCCGGUUUCGCCUGAAACUUCGCCGGCUUCGUUUUCCGUCGUCCGGCCACCGAUUCCGGCAAGUGAGGUAUGAUUUCUCACCUAUUUUCCGAGCUCUAGCUGAUGGUUGGGUAGGAUUUCAUAAAUUUUGA